GAACCCCAGCAGGCAGGUAUGUCCAGCGGACACUUGAGAGGCGACGCAUGCUCCCCCGUCUGUCUAGUGGUCAACAUGGCGUCGAGCAAGAAGGGCGGCGGGGGCCGGCUGGAGAAGGGGGUGAAUGGAAGACGCUCGUCCAAACACAGGGAGGGUCCAGUGGAGAGGAGACAGACACGGACAGAGACUUGAACUCAGAAGCUGUGAUGGACACCAAGGCAGUGUUCGUGGCCCUGUACAGCGUGUGCGAAGAAAAUGCCACUUUCUUCUCGGGAGGAGCCAAGGGAGCGCAGGGCGAUGCGGCGCGGCGGCUGGUGGAUACGAUGAACUUGAUCCAGGAGCACGCUCGCAGUCUGGAGCCGGUCAUCUCUGGCUUCGCUUUAGUUUACCAUCAUUUUGACUUUGACCCACACAUACCUGCUAACGGCUAUCGUUCGCUGGUCAAGGUGGUGCGUUGCUGCAUCCUCCACAUCAUCCACAAGGGGCGCUACAUCUCAGCCAAUCGCCGCAGCAUCUUUUUCCGAGUAGCGCACAAUGCAGGAGAGAUGGAGGCGUACUGCAGCGCCCUAUGUCAGCUGCGUGCCCUGCUCUACUUGGCUCAGCGCAUGCUACAUGACAACAGCUUUGGCAACCUGUUUUUCCAGGAUGAAAGUGGCCUCAGCGAGAGCUUUGUCCGCGAGUACGCCUCUAUGCACAAGGGCUGCUUCUAUGGCCGAUGUCUGGGCUUUCAGUUUACUCCAUCCAUCCGACCCUGUCUCCAGACCAUUGCUAUCGGCCUUGUGGCCUUUGGAGAGAACUACAAGCGCCAUCAGUCAGGAAUAGGGGUGGCAGCCAGCUCACUCUUUACCUCAGGGAAGUACGCCAUUGACCCCGAGUUGAGAGGGGCAGAAUUUGAACGCAUCACCCAGAACCUGGACGUCCACUUUUGGAAGAGCUUCUGGAACAUUACUGAGACUGAACUCCCAUCGAGUUUGGCCAGUAUGACAUCCACUCAAGUUAAGGUGAACCGGCCGCUCUCUGUGCCCCCUCUGCCCUUUGACCUUCCCUUGGCGGCCAACCCCAGUGCAUCUGUAACUAUUUCUCCACCGUCUGCGCACAUUGGCACUGCUCCGGUUCAGAUGAGGCUCAUCUCUUAUGACCUGCGUGAAGGACAGGACAGUGAAGCCCUGCUAGCUCUCUCACGCUCUGAGGGAGGCUCCAUCUCUCUGUCGCUGGGGUUGAAGGCAAAGCGACUCCCCCCUUCUCCUUGCUUGCUAAUCCACUUCCAUGGGGGAGGCUUUGUGGCCCAGACAUCCAAGUCCCAUGAGCCCUAUCUGAAGAGUUGGUCCCAGGACCUUGGUGUACCCAUCUUGUCAAUUGACUACUCCCUGGCCCCUGAGGCCCCCUUCCCGAGGGCCUUGGAGGAAUGCUUCUAUUCCUACUGCUGGGCUCUGAAAAACCACCACCUACUGGGAUGGACUGGAGAGAAAGUGUGUCUGGCUGGGGAUAGUGCAGGAGGCAAUUUGUGUCUGACUAUGUCGAUGCGAGCGGCUGCCUUUGGUGUUCGAAUGCCAGAUGGCAUCAUGGCAGCCUACCCAGCUACCCUGCUGACUGCCUACGCAUCUCCCUCCCGUCUGCUUUCACUGAUGGAUCCCCUGCUUCCGCUCAGUGUGCUCUCCAGGUGUCUCAGUGCCUACGCAGGCGACGAGCCAGAGACUGAGAAGCAGGUAGAGAAAGUGAGCACACUGAGCCUGGUGAGGAGGGACACGGCACUGAUGCUGCGAGAUUUCCGACAGGGGGCCUCCAACUGGAUCCACUCUCUGCUGGAUCACAACAGAGCCCCAGCUCCUCCCAGCACAGUUGCAGAGGCGCCACCAGGAGCCACUGAUGCAGUGAGGAAGAGCAUUUCAGAGGCGUCCAUCUCUUCCCCUCACGCCGACCCCCCUGUGGCCUCCGGACCCUCAGAGAUCCUCACCAGGAAAUUAUCUGUGAAGAGCCAGACAUGCCAGGACUUGGGAUCUCACAGCAGCUCCACUUUGCACAGCGCACCACUGCUGUCUGAGCGCAAGCCAGAAGAGGUGAAUUUCUUCCUCUGCAAGGAUCUGGAUCCCUCCAUGUCCACUGACCUGUCUUCAGUGGCCAUACCACCACCUGCUGGAGAUGAGGGAUCAGAGCUGGGGUACCCCAGGGAGUUCCCCCUGGGGUUCGAACCUCUGCGUUCAGAGCAGCUGGCUGAGAUGAAGUUGAAUAGUUCUCCGGUGGUCAAGGAUCCUUACUGCUCACCUCUUCUGGCCCCUGAUAGCAUGUUGACAGGCCUGCCACCUGUACAUAUCGUGGCGUGUGCAUUAGACCCCAUGCUGGAUGACUCUGUGAUGUUUGCCAAGCGUUUGAGGAACCUGGACCGGCCCGUCACUCUAUGUGUGGUGGACGACCUCCCACACGGCUUCCUCAGCCUAUCGCAGCUCUCCAAGGAGACGAGAGAGGCGGCAAACGUCUGUGUGGAGCGUAUCCGCGCCGUCUUCACCCAGAAGGACAACCCCCCCGAGCCUCGCAAGCACCGAAAGCUGGAACGGACUGAUAGGGAUGUGUCGGCCUCUUCUGGGGAAGGCGCCUCUCUCUUCGCUGGCCCCAUCGAGGAGGAGGAGCAGGAUGUCGGGCGUGGGGUCAAAAUUGCUGAUGGGGAGGGCUUAGUUACAGUGGCAGCUCAGAAUGGCACUGAUGCUGGCGGUAUUGGGGCUUGAAUAAGGAUAGAUUUAAAAAAAAAAAAAAACGAGGAGACCAAGGAAGGAAGGAAGAAAGAAAGAAAGAAUAAAUGAAAGUCAGA
Messenger RNA from Pleuronectes platessa (European plaice), 2803 nucleotides. It is a transcript of the gene lipeb, whose product is annotated as lipase, hormone-sensitive b. Gene Ontology annotation, biological process: triglyceride catabolic process; cholesterol metabolic process. Lineage: Eukaryota; Metazoa; Chordata; Actinopteri; Pleuronectiformes; Pleuronectidae. Gene Ontology annotation, molecular function: triacylglycerol lipase activity; sterol ester esterase activity. Bases 48 to 2720 code for a protein of 890 amino acids. Gene Ontology annotation, cellular component: cytosol. The transcript has 14 exons. The record is from RefSeq and is a predicted model, not a curated record.